CUCUCCCCCUCUCCCCGCAGUGAGGCAGUACUGUACUGUUCUGUACUGUUGUGUCUCAGUGUUUCUGCUGGUGUCGGUAGUGAAAGUGUCGCUGCGGAUUCUGCGAUAAGACCGGGAGAGAAACUGCAGCUGGAGCUACCGAGUCACGGAGUGAAGUUGAAGCUCAGCACCAAGUAGUAAGACUCUGAGCUCCAGGGCUUCCUCAUUGGACUCACAGAUCGGAGGGAGAGAGAAAGAGAAGAAAGAAAAGAGAAAGAAAAAAGCACAUUUGCUAAACACAUCAAGACAGAAGCCUCAGCAGGACCUCUGUGUUUUCUGUUGAGGAGAAAUGGUCUGGAGCGCAGUUUGUCGGCCUAUCAUUAGGCCACAGGGCCUCAUGCUGAGGAAUGGAUAGCCUCGCCGCUAGUGCUGCAAUUACUACCUUAAGGAUGGGACACAGCUAAUGGAAAUAAUUUACUCUUUGUCCAGAACAUCAGCAGAAGCAGCAGUAUUUGGUGUAACCACUUUAUUACUGCUAGUCUCAGCAGAAAUAGUGUCUGUUAGCCGCUGUUUUGGGUCUGUGGAUCGGGACCGAUUCCUUUUUCUUGUUAAUUUAUUGAUUUGUAUAGAAGAUGGCGGCAACCUAUCGGAUUGUGGUGAGCAGUAUAAAUUAUUAUAACAGCGUCGUAGUCGACCGACGCAUACAGCAGACUGUGCAUUACUGUAACGGACCAUGUGGAGCAGUAAAACAUGGCCUUAGCUGCACAGUGGCUCAUCGUAGUACAUGUGCUGAACUUCUUGAUUCCUCCCAAAUCUACACCGAUCGGUCAAUCAGCUUCCACGAAUCUGCAUCUAAAAUGCUUGAAAACGGUGUAUGCGGUCAUGUUGCAUUUGGUGAGGAUUUCCAUUAUCAGGUUCUUCCACGAGUGAAGAAAGGAUCUGCUAUCCAAAGCUCGACGAGUCUGAAGGAUAUCACUGGCGAGGCGAUCAACUUGGCCAGUGGGAAGAUAAAGGAGUUCUCCUUCGAGAAGGUGAAGUACUCCUCUAGUCAUGUGACAUUCAGGAAAGGUAGAAAGGUAAGGCCCGACUCGUAUAGCCGAAGGUCUGCCGACCUUGAUGUCAUCUAUGGACACUUUGGCAACGAUGAAAACUGUCCUCCUCAGAAAUCAACACAGGAUGAGCAGAAGUUGAACAGAAGCAUCUCCCUGGAGCAGAACCUGAACAAUGCGGCCUCAUUUUAUCUAAACAACCUCACAGAGGAGAACCUCAUCGCCCGGAUUCUGGAGAAGACCAAAACUGAUAGCAAUGCUUCUGGUGAAGAUAUCAAAGCUUGUUUAGACAUCCUGCUCAAGUGCUCAGAGGAUCUGAAGAAGUGCACAGACAUUAUAAAGCAGUGCAUAAAGAGGAAGUCCAUGAGUGGAGAUGGUGAGGAUUCUGGAAAUCCAGAUGCUAUUUACAAAACCAUGAUGGCACGACUCUCUGGCUACUUAAAGAGGCUUCCUUUUGACCUUGACCUUGGGCAUUCAGGAAGACCAGAGCACAACGACCUAUCUGAACUGGUCAACACUCUCCACGGGCUUCAGCAAAGGCCUUUCUCACCUUUUGGUAAUGAACAGCCUCCUCGAUAUGAGGAUGUGGUCCAGAACCCACCAUCAACAAAAGUUCAGUCUAACUCCUUAUCUUGCCCAUCUCCAGAGUCUCUUGAUGGCACCAGGGAUCUUCCUGGAAGUUUAACAUCUGCUCAGGGCCUUGCUGUAUCACUUUCUGCCCAUUCAUCUGCUAAUGAACUUCAGUAUUCCAACCUUCCUUCUUCCACCAGCAGCACCAAACCCUCCUCCCUUCAUUAUCCCAUCUCCACUGGACGCCAUGAUGUCUCCUCCCUCAACAGCAUCUCCAAAGACACCUCAAUGGAGACCCUGUACAUCGAGGAGGACGCUGAUGUAGGGCGAGCAGUGGACAGGAAGCAGGGUUCUAGUGUUUCAGAGUCCAGGCAGCUUUCAUUGAGACAUGACACAAUUUCAGGUCUCAGUGCUGGCAUUUCUGACAAACUUCCUGAUUUCAGUAGAAAUGGAACUGUAUAUCCACCCAAAGCUGAACCAGGAAGUAACCAGUCUUAUACACCAGCACACAGUAAUGAGUCAAAGAUACUCUCAAACUCGGCUCAACACAUCACCAGGGAUGGUGUAGAUGAGAUUGAUAAACUACUAAUGGACUUGGAGUGUCUCUCUCAGAACAUGCAGAAGGAACCUCCACUACCACCAAAGCAGAGACAGAUAAAUGCAUACCAAAAAAAUCUGCACCAGAUCGGCUGCUCAGGGACUAAAGGACUUUGUCCGAAUCCUCCUACCAUCUCGUCCACCAAACCAACAAAUCGCAACAAAGAAGAAGCUGGUGAGGAGGACGAUGGUGCGUUCCUGCUACGGAUUCUGGAGAGCAUCGAGAGCUUUGCUCAGGAGCUGGUGGAUUGUGGAAGCGAAACAGGAACUCAAUCAAAAGAGCGUGAGGUGAUGCGUCUCCUUCAGGGCACACUGGCUAAGACUGAAACCAAUUCAGAAAAUUUUCCUGUACCUACACCUGCAUCUACAUCUGAAACGACACCCGGACUCUCACCCUUAGUUACGGCUACACCUGUAAGUGUAGCUGGACCUUCAGUGACUCCUGCUAAAGUCCUGAGUCCGUUCAUCGCUGGGAGAGACUCAGGAUCCACCAUCCUCAUCCAGCAGACACCAGAAGUCAUCAGGAUUCAGCCGGAGAAGAAACCUGUCUCUCCUCCUCCUCCUCCCAUCCCUCGUUCCCCCUCUCCUCCUCCACCUGCCCCCCCUCCUCCCUCCAUUAACAUUCCACGCUUUUAUUUUCCCACGGGUCUCCCAAACCUCACCGCUAAUAUUGACGAGGCCAUAGUGAAAGUGGAGGCCGCCUUCGCCAAGCUGCAGGAGGAGAAGGCAGACAUCUACAAGAUGAGCAAGAUUGCCAAGGCAUGUGGGUGCCCGCUGUACUGGAAGGCCCCGAUGUUUCACUGUGCAGGAGGAGACAGGACUGGCUUUGUCUCUGUCCAUUCAUUUAUUGCCACAUGGCGAAAAUUGUUACACAGCUGCUAUGACGAUGCGUCCAAGUUUGUUUACUUGCUGGCCAAGCCGGGCUGCACGUACCUGGAACAGGAAGACUUCAUCCCCCUCUUACAGGACGUCGUGGACACUCAUCCGGGUCUGACAUUUUUAAAAGACGCUCCUGAAUUCCAUUCCCGCUACAUCACCACCGUGAUCCAGAGGAUAUUUUACACAGUGAAUCGUUCGUGGACAGGUAGGAUCACCAUGACUGAGCUCAGGAGAAGUAACUUCCUUCAGACACUGGCCCUGUUGGAGGAGGAGGACGAUAUUAAUCAGAUCACAGAUUAUUUCUCUUAUGAACACUUCUAUGUCAUUUAUUGUAAGUUCUGGGAGUUGGACACUGACCAUGAUCUCUUCAUCGACCCCAAAGAUCUCUCACGAUAUAACGACCAUGCUUCAUCCAGCAGGAUCAUCGAGAGACUUUUCUCAGGAGCUGUCACUCGGGGAAACUCUGUGCAGAGAGAAGGACGUAUGAGUUACGCUGAGUUUGUGUGGUUCCUCAUCUCAGAAGAGGAUAAGAAGAACCCAACAAGUAUAGAGUACUGGUUCCGCUCUAUGGAUCUGGAUGGAGAUGGAGUUCUCUCCAUGUAUGAGCUGGAAUUCUUCUAUGAGGAACAGUGUGAGCGCAUGGAGGGGAUGGGAAUAGAACCUCUGCCCUUCCAAGACCUGCUGUGCCAGAUGCUUGACCUUGUCAAACCAGAGAGCCAAGGUAAGAUUACUCUGCGUGAUCUGAAGCGCUGCAGGAUGGCCCACAUCUUCUUCGACACGUUCUUUAACCUGGAUAAAUACCUGGACCACGAGCAGAGAGACCCGUUCUCUGUGCAGAAGGAUGUGGAAAGUGAGGGUCCGGAGCCCUCAGACUGGGAUAAGUACGCAUCAGAAGAGUAUGAGAUCCUGGUAGCAGAGGAGACGGUCAGUGAGCAUCUGCACGACGGCUCUUUUGAGGAUGAUUACGAGUGUGAGGAGCUUCCUGUUACAUCUGAUAUCGGAAACAAAAUGAACAAACUGGUGAUCUCUGAUCUGUCUCCGUGAUCAACUUGAAGCUCGCUCACAGGAAAUACACACUUUUAUACAGUGCAGAAACAGACUGUGUUUGUGUGUGUGUGUGUGUGUGUGUGUGUGAGAGAGAGAGAGAGAGAGAGAGAGAGUGAGAGAUCGUAAACUCCAAACAAAUUGUUCUGUAUGUCUUAACCGUUAUCACCAACAAACUCCACUCGUGAUCUGAAUAAAACAGCCGGCUGGUUCCACUUUAUUUAAUGAAAAUAAAAAUAAUAAAAAGACAUUAUAAGACAUGAGACAGAUGCUGUAGGGCACUUUAUUAGGGUUCUGGCUUGAAGGAAACGCUGUGGGUGUCAAAAUCUCACAUUUGUACAUUUAAAAUCAGAGCACAGCUUAGACUGGAAGAAAAGAAGGAAAAUAAUUGUAAUAAAAAAAUUGAGAUUUCUGUUGUGUAACUUUGUCUAAGCGACACAAAUUCUUCAUAUGUUCACGUUAAUGUUGUAAAUUUGUGCCUUGAACAAAAUGUCCAACACACCAGUGUAGGAAAUUAUAGCUGUGAGAACACUGUUGCUAAGCAACUGGGAAACGCACGCGGCAAGGAUGUGCUAGCUAGCUAAGAAAAGACGGAAUCAUUCAGAAGGUGGACGUUUCUCUGUCAAUCAUUUCAUUUCGUACUCAUCGGCUCUUAGCAAGUCAACUAGCAAAGCUAGUUAAUGAACGUGAACACAUUUCACUCGGUAUUCGAGUGCUAACAGACAGGAUACCACUGUUGCUAAGCAACUGAAAAAUGUGCGCACCGAGCACAAGCGAGCCAGAACGUAGAUGUUUAUAGAUAAAGUAAGGAAUCAGUGACAGUGGAAAGUAGACAGAAGAGUCAGGAACGUUAACAUUUCUCUCAGAUGGGUUGGUAAAUUUAAAAACACAAAAGUUUGGUUUCCCAACAUGGUUAAAGUGGAGAAAGUCAUGAGAGCACCAGUACGUACUGGGAGAGACGGACACCAUGCAAUGGCUAGCUAGUAACAACAAAUAAACUUGCUAAUUUGCAGGCAGUUAUGUCAACUAGUUAUGUCCUAGCUAGCUAGGAAAUAUUAACAUGAAUACAAGAUUCGCAACCUGUGACUAAAGCAAUCUAAAAAACAAAAACAAUCAAAACAAUCCGACGGUGGCUGUGAGAUUUGAUGCCGCAGGGUUAGCAUAAAGCUGGAACAGUUUAUUAGAAUGUGCUUUUGUGUGAGUGAAAUGAUGCACAAUAAAAUAUUGCACAUUAAUACUGAGUGCUGAACCAGUCAUAGUGAUGUAGUCACGGUGCCCUGUGGCCACUUCAGGUAUUGCAUGUUAACAUGAAAUAUGUUGUGGAGACUCGAUGUUUAUUUACUACUUUAUUUCUUCUUCUUUUUUUUUGUAACUUUGACUACAAACUGAAAUUCAAACUUCUCUAAACAUUUCCAUAUUCACAAUUUUACAAACGUGGGAACUAAAACAGGACAAUCUUUAAACAUUUAGUAGAGACUUCUAGAAAGCUUUGCCACAUCGAUCAGUCUGGCUUCAACAUGGUCGCCUUUUAAACAGGGAACUCAUGCAGGGACUUCUCUCCUUCCCCAAGUUACCUGUUAGCAUGCGAGUUAACCGCUAGUGUUUGGUUUAGCUAGCACUUAGUGGUUAGUGGUUGCUAUUUGUAUUUGAUUGCUAACAUUUGGGUUAGCGACUAGCAUUUUGACAUGUAGUGACGUAUGUGCACCAUAGGGGGUGCUGUUCUGCCCUCUACACUACAACCUUGUCCACUUUACUUUUGGUUGACUCAUGACAUCAUCUUAAAUCAUUAAAGUGUGUGUGUGUGUGUGUGUGUUGGAUUAGCACUGCCGCUAACUCUAACUCUGACACACUCUCUAACUGUUCACUGUUUUUAUGUAAUUAGUGUAAUAUAUAAUAUAUAUAAUUUAUAAUAAGUGUUUGUGUGUGUGUGUGUGUGUGUGAGUGCGUGAUUGUGAGUGUGUGUAUCCUGUAGCCGCAGUGUGUUUUCUAACAACCUCUGUAAAUGCCUCUGUAUUUAAUGUUACUGUAUUAUUUUGGCGUUAGUCUCUGCCACUGCGUGGUGGAGGUGGAGUUUUAAACGCUGAAAAACGGACAGAUGUUGAACCGCAGUGUUUCUAUGACGACGUGUGCGAUGAAUUUGGCGUUGGACAACAAUCAUCUUUCCUGGACUUUUCCCAGCUCAGUCAUCAAGAGUGAAGAUGAAACCUGCUGUAGUGUUACGCCGUUAUUCACGUUAACGAUCUAUGCAAACCCUCAACCCUGUGCAGCUGAUUAACAUCAAACUCUGUGUGCAGCCUUAUUUUAAGUUUUAUAUCAUCAUAUAUAUAUAGCUAUAUAUAAAUCUAAACAUAUUUCCAUGUGUAUUUUUUUUUUGUCUUGCUUUCAGACUUGACGAGGUUUCGCUCGGAGAUGCCUCGUGUGUUCGCAUGACUUUUUUCCCCUUUAAUUUUUUUGAAAAUAAAUAAAAGAGUUUUAAAAGUU
Messenger RNA from Tachysurus vachellii, 6599 nucleotides. It is a transcript of the gene ppp2r3a, whose product is annotated as protein phosphatase 2, regulatory subunit B'', alpha. Bases 612 to 4118 code for a protein of 1168 amino acids. Gene Ontology annotation, biological process: protein dephosphorylation. The transcript has 15 exons. The record is from RefSeq and is a predicted model, not a curated record. Lineage: Eukaryota; Metazoa; Chordata; Actinopteri; Siluriformes; Bagridae. Gene Ontology annotation, cellular component: protein phosphatase type 2A complex. Gene Ontology annotation, molecular function: protein phosphatase regulator activity; calcium ion binding.